CCGACGAGAGGUGUUACGUGAAGCGCCGGUACACGUUUCGCCGUUGGUUACGGGUCGCUUCCACGGCCGACCGCGUGUUGUACGGCCCGAACGUGCACGGCUGGUACGAUUGCGCACCACCAUCCAAACAAGUGACUUGUAUGCUCCGCCAAGGCCAGUAUUCCAAACCCAUCGUCAGUCAUCGAUGGAACGUCCUGGCUGACGCACGUGUGGACGACGGAGCCCAUACUACUACAGCGUGUCCCUUUUAAGUGUGUGUCCGAUAAAUGGUUUGAGGAUCAGUUUGAGGAUCUUGGUGAUUUGUGUGUGUGUGUGUGUGCGCGCGCCCACGACCCAAUCAAUGUUACAGUGUGAUAAGCCGAGGGUCGAAAGCUAAAUAUUGUCUUUACUAGCGAAAGGUGUCAAGAAGCUGCCAGCUAUCAAAUCCCAUAAGCUGUGUUUGAUAUUCACCUUCGGUAGCCUGAAUGCCCGAGAGGUGUUCCGACAGUGAAAGGCUCAUUCUUGGUGAGCAGCACAGUGAGUGUUGGAAACAGUGUAUAGGGAUUUUGCAUAAUUUUACACAAACAAUUCGGAAGCUUAGGGGCAUGAAUCCGGUGUGCGCCUUGUGAUAAGACCGUUGCAUGGGUCUAGCCUCGGUAGUCGGUGGUCAGUAGUUUUCGAUACGGAUAUUAAACGCCCUUUCAUUGGCAGUUGAGGGUGGAAAGUUUUACGAGUGUAUUUAAAAUUCCACCGGUCCGAUUCUUGCAUCCUCUCUCUCUAAUUGACCUUGACCAUGUGGGUUAGGGAGAAAAUUUAAGGAAAAAAAAGAAAGAGUGUCAAAAACCGCAAAGUCUUUUGUCAAGUGCUGCAAAAUUAAAAAAAAAUAUUGGUGAGUGUGUGUGUGUGUGCGUAAUACUUUGUUGGUUCGGCCACCCUCAUCAUCAUCAUCAUCAUGUCCACCACGUCCAGCUGGGACGACAGCGUGAAGAUGAACAACCCGACCUCGUCGGCGACAACACCGUCCGGCACCACGGUACAGACCGAGUCGACCAAAUGCGGCAUCAGUUAUGGUGAACCGUCCUCGCCGGCCGCGAUGGAGGAAGGCGAGUGUCCGCCAUCGGGCCGGGCAGUCGUGCCAGACGGCCAGAUGGAACCACCAUUGCAAAGGCCAGCGACGCCGCCACCCCGAUCGUACCAUUGCGGGUGGUUUGCGCUGCGUCCUCGGUGGAUGGCCCGCUUCAUGACACCCAAGUGGGCCCUGUUUUGGCUGUGCUGGGCCGGUGCCGUGCAAGGUUUGGUAGUGAACGGUUUCAUCAACGUUGUCAUCACGACCAUCGAGCGGCGGUUCGGUUUACGCUCCACACAAACGGGCCUGGUGGCCAGUGGUUACGACAUUGCGUCCUUCCUCUGCCUGGUGCCGGUUUCCUACUUUGGUGGCCGGCUCGGUGCCUCCAAGCCCCGGUGGAUCGGGUGGGGUGUGGCGGUGAUGGGGCUCGGUGCGUUCGUGUUCGCACUGCCACACUUUCUCGUCGGCCAGUACCGGGCGACCAACUCGGACCAGAACGUGUGCACUCUGGGACCGUUGCUGGCCAAUGGGACCAACGGUGCUGCCGUGGAGGCGCUAACCGAGCUGACAGGUUGCCGUCAUGACACGGGAUUGCCACUGGCAAACGGUGGACAAGCAUCGACGGACAGUGAAAACUUGUCCUGGAAUGUGUGGUUCUUCUUUACCGCCCAGCUGCUGCUCGGUGCCGGAGCAUCACCGCUGUACACACUCGGCGUGACGUACAUCGACGAGAACGUCUCGAAGAAAAUGUCUUCCGUCUAUCUGGGCAUUUACUACACGAUGGCCGUUGUGGGACCAGCUGCCGGUUACGUCAUCGGUGGACAGUUGCUUCUCUUCUACACGGACAUGUUCGUCGUCGAUGCUGGCACGCUCGGGCUAACCCCACACAGCAAGGUAUGGGUCGGUGCCUGGUGGGUUGGGUUCGUGUUCAUGGCAGCGUUCUGCUUGCUGUUGGCCAUCCCCAUCCUUGCCUAUCCGCCCGCCCUGCCCGGCUCGGAAAAGCUGCAGAAGGUGUCGGAAGCUCACCGGGGCGGCGAUGCGGACGGCGAGCGGAACCAGGAAGCGUUCACCAAGAUCAAGCAGAUACCGCGUGCGCUGCUCGCGUUGCUACGCAAUCCGACCUUUUUCUUCCUUAAUCUGGCCGGCGCUUCCGAGGGCCUGGUCAUCUCCGGCUUUGCCGUGUUUCUGCCGAAGCUGAUCGAGAACCAGUUCAGCGUGACGGCGGUUUGGUCCGCGCUGCUGAUGGGAAUAAUAACGGUACCGGCCGGCGGUGGUGGAACCUUCCUCGGUGGCUAUCUAGUGAAAAAGCUGCACCUGUCCUGUUCGGGCAUCAUCAAGUUUUGUCUGUUUGCAACGAUUUUUGCCGCCCUCUUCACAGUGUGCUUCUUCCUGUCCUGCCCAAAUCUCACGUUCGCCGGCGUCACUGCACCGUACUUCCCGCACGAAAACCUCGACAGCCGUGCCUAUGCGCACACGGCCGAACCACGCGAUCUGUACUAUCUGCCCAAGAAUCUGGACAACGCGUGCAAUGACCGGUGUGCCUGCAGUCGGCGAAACUACGAACCAAUCUGCGGCGCGGACGGGAUCAUGUACUACUCGCCGUGUCAUGCCGGGUGCAGCGAGGAGAUUAAUCUGGAGAACGCCAAGGUGUACCGGGACUGCACAUGCAUCAAUGCCACGUUCCACGGUGAGACGGCGGGACCGCUGUACGGGGGAGGAAGCUACGAUGCGGUUAAUACGAUGUGCCAGUCGCAGUGUGAUCAUCUGUGGAUCUUCGUGGUGCUCUGCUUUCUGGUGAUGUUCUUCACCUUUCUGGCCACGAUGCCGGCCCUGUCGGCGACGCUCCGGUGUGUCCACGACGAUCAGCGUUCGUUUGCGCUGGGGAUACAGUGGAUUAAGGUCCGGGUGCUCGGUACCAUCCCGGCGCCGAUGAUCUUCGGCCGGCUUAUCGACGAAACGUGCAUCUUGUGGCAGGAAUCGAGCUGUGACGAUCACGGCGCGUGUUUGGUUUACGAUAACGCGUUCAUGAGCAAGUACAUGCUAUUACUGGCUCUGAUCGGCAAGGCGUGCUCCAUACUAUUCUUCUUCGGCGCCUGGUUCUACUACAUUCCGCCCAAAGUGAUCACGAACGGCGACACUCAUCCAAAGCCGGACGCCACAAACCAAAAACUAACCUCAAACGGGCACGUGAAUCCUAUCACGGUGGAAAAGUAUUGAGUGAUGACGCUUCGUGCAAUAAUCGAGGCGCCACAAACCGUUGCUCAAAACUCAUCGCUCAGUAGCGACCAUUAUUGCUAAAGUCAUGCGUACUCUUAAGUGUCAUAUUAGUAGUCGUGUUUGUUUCUUCGUUCGCGCAUUCCAUCAAAUAUCGAUAUUUAAGCCAGAUUUGUCAUAACGCACUAUGUAAAAUUAAAAAAAAA
Molecule: messenger RNA, 3465 nt
Organism: Anopheles stephensi (Asian malaria mosquito)
Lineage: Eukaryota; Metazoa; Arthropoda; Insecta; Diptera; Culicidae
Gene: Oatp26F
Product: solute carrier organic anion transporter family member 4A1
Exons: 7
Coding region: 932-3262 (776 amino acids)
Biological process (GO): transmembrane transport; sodium-independent organic anion transport
Cellular component (GO): membrane
Molecular function (GO): protein binding
Source: RefSeq, a predicted model, not a curated record